Molecule: messenger RNA, 1962 nt
Organism: Ascochyta rabiei
Lineage: Eukaryota; Fungi; Ascomycota; Dothideomycetes; Pleosporales; Didymellaceae
Exons: 4
Coding region: 1-1962 (653 amino acids)
Source: RefSeq, a predicted model, not a curated record
AUGAACACCAAAUACGAAAGCCCGAGCUCGCAGAUGCGUGGGUAUGGCGAGAACCCGUUUGUGCUGACGAAAGACUGCGAUUAUCCUCCCCCAUCCGAGCAGACAACGAACAUGGCAUCGGGUACUGCUGGGGGUGACAAGCUGGCCGACGAUGACGACGAUGUUGCCAUCCCUACUCCCAUCGCUACACUGGUAUUCCAGGACGGCCGUACAGAGCCUGUUUACAAGCCUUUAGCUGGUCAUGAACAUCUAUUCAAGGCACGACCCAUGACCAACGCCCAGACAUGCUUCAGCCGUCGCGCGUCAGGUGUGAAUCGUCCUCUCCAACCGGCACCAACCCAAGUACCAGGGAUUCCCCAGUGCAUACCGGUAGUGCCAGAGUCAUCUCACACGGCUCCGCUUCAGAAGGAACCCUCCCCCCGGAGGCAAAAGAAGCCUGUCACUCACAGACAUGGUUUGUUGAAAUCGAAGAGCUUGAAGAGGACUCGGUCCCUUGGUCAGGGGCUGACACCAAGUCGCAAGGUUGAUGCUACUAACGACAACCUUGACGAUAACCAGACCAUUGAGGUCGUGACCGAAGAGUCUUUUACUUUCUACAUCGGCGACGUCGACGCAUUCAAGGACUUUCUCUACCGUCGGUUCGACGAGCUGACCAUGAAGCCGCUGCGCGGUAUCGUCACACACUGGGUCAAACUUCUUGAACCUAGACGACUCGGUGACUGGGGCAAGUACCACGAGAUGCUUCCUUCUGAAGCAGAUACCCCACCGUGGUGGCCUAAGACGGUCAUCUACAAGGAGCCGUCACAUCUGAAGAAGAGUGAGCUUUCGACGCUGGCGGUAGAGAUGAUGCUUGUCCAUCGAGAAAUUGACGAAAUGAAACGCAAAAGCGCAUGGAUCAGUAAGCUGCGCGACGUGGCCAAGUUUACAAUCCAGACGACAUCAGCCGACCAUUUUUCUUCGUCCAAGGGCGCUGCUCACAGCGAGGAGAUGAAGAAGCGUGCGCUUGAUCAGAUUCUGCCCAGUGUGUUCGACGUUGCGCAAACAUACGAAGACCACAUCAUGCAGUACAAUCUCUUCGAGGGAUCUGGCAAUGCAGACCCGGGCCGGGGCAAAUAUCACACAUGGAAGCCCAUCCCAAGGCCCACCAGACGACCGCUAACGAAGCGACCUCGUCGAGCCGUCGCGAACAAUGCGAACGCAGAGCAGGAAACGAUAUGCGAAGCCUCGGGAGACGAGACCGAGCCUGAUGACACUAUGGUGAGGCUGACUACGAUGGCUCCGGGACCCCCACGAACUGGCCCUUUCCCUCGACCCUUGACUGCCCAAAGCCAGGCCGAGGUUCAGCCAUCUCGCCAGUCUACCACAGCCCAGGACACCUGCCAUCAGGAAUGGAAAGUAGGCACAGCCGUGUCCACUUCAGGUCCUUGCACGCCGACGGCAUCUCAAGAUGACUGCAAGACGCAUUGCGCCGCAUCCACUCCCAAUUCGUCCUUUGACCAAUCGUUGCACGGACUGCACCUAGGAGAAGAAGAGCUAGAGAUGAAGCCAGAUGUACGAAGCAUGUCCGAUCACGGUUGCAUGCAGCUACCAUACAGCAUGGCCUCGUACAGCCAGCCCGUAGCUUACCCUACAGCGCCGAGCAGCUUCGAUGGACAGACUUACCAGCCCAACAGUAACUACGCAAGCCAGGCUCCACCUCGCUUUACAGCGAACGAUGCAACGUUUGUCAAUCCUUUCACCAUGUUCAAUGCGCCUCCACCUCCCAUGGACUAUACGCAGUAUGCGUCCCCCAUGGCGAGCGCCCCUGGCUAUCUGUACGAACAAGGCAUGUUCGCAACGACACCCAUGAGCUUCCCGUCCACACCCAUAAGCAUGCCAAUGACGCCGACGGACCCUAACAUGGGGUUCCAUGGCCUGCCACCCGACUACGCCGUCGACCCUCGAGGGUUGCAUCAUUUCUGA